AAGAUUGGCUUAUCUGUCUUGUCCUAGUUUUCUCCGUAAUCAGUUCCUUAACUCAUCAAACUUCUCUGCUUACUAUGGCAAUUCCUAGGAAACACGGAAGGAAAAGAGAAUUCCCUUCCGCUGAUCGGAGAGGCCCGACCCAAGAGCUCUGCAAAUAAUGCAAUGCCAACCCCACCGCUGAUCCUCCGGUCCGCCUCUGAACCGGACAUCUGCGUUCGUUCCGGAACCAUCCCAAACCCGAACUGCUCCUACUGGUCAGCCCCAGCCCCAAAAACGUUAUGGAGGAGAAUGAGCAAGAAGCUCGCCUCAAUCAGAAAAAUAAGGAAAGAGCACUCCAACUGCUCCGACUUGACCGAGGAGAACCUCCAGGAGCACAAUAUAAGACAGGAGAUCAUCCACAGGAGCUCAAAGUGUAGCCCUUACUAUAAAGGACUUCUCGCUUUGGAUAUGGAUAGUUCAGUAGACAUAGGGACAUCCAGUCCCGGGCAAGAGAGCCAUUCCACGACAGUCCACACCUCAAGCACCUCCGUCUCGAGUUUCAUCGUCAAGAUGCGGAGCUUUGGCUCAAGUAAGACGAGGGGAGUCCCUGGCUCAUCAACCCCGACGUCAGCCCAACUGGAAACUACUCUGCUGACGAGGGAGAUAAGUGCGGACAAAAGGACAUUAAAGGACUCGAGCGGCAGAAUUCUAAAGGCCAAAGAGAAGCCAUUGAGGGAGAGAGUAUCAGAAGCUGAUCAGGAACCCGGUGCUGUGCAGAACAUUCGGAAGCCAAGCAAUCCCAGAGCUGCCACCAAAUCUAGGAGGGCCACAUCAAGAGACGAGCAGCACCACUCCUCGAGCAAAGUUACGAUUCGAGUUGAUGAUCGAGAUUCAUCUGAUCGAUCAAUGACAGGGACGGAGUUCGUUUGGGCCUCUAAGUACCGGCCGAAAGCUCUCAAGGACUUCAUAUGCAAUAGAGAUAUUGCGCUGUCGUUGCAGGGCCAGAUAAAAGAUGGGAACUGUGGACAUUUCAUAUUUGAAGGACAACCGGGAGUGGGAAAGAGAACGAUGAUCUGGGCCAUGCUUCGUGAGGUUUUUGGUCCUGACAAAAUCCAGGCGAGGGAGGAAAGAAAGGUUUUCGACUUAGGGGGGGACUCCAGAGGCAGCAUUGAAGUUUCCGUCAGGGAAUCAACCCAACAUGUCGAAGUGAGCGUCUCCAAACUAAAAGGUUACGAGAAACAUAUCAUCGUCGAGCUAAUCAAGGAGACGCAAAGCAAGUCCUCCAACAAAGCACCAGACGAUUGUAGAGCAAUGAUCUUAUACGAAGCAGAUAGGCUAUCAACUGAUGCACUGUUAUACAUAAGGUGGUUAUUGGAGAAGCACAAGAACACAAAGGUUUUCUUCUGCUGCAGUGAUGUCUCGAAGCUUCAACCGAUUAAACCGUUGUGCUCUGUCCUGAAGUUGCUUCCGCCUUCAAGAGAUGAGAUCAUUCAAGUCCUGGAAUUUAUAGCUAAGCAAGAAGGCAUACAUCUGCCUUAUCGACUUGCAGAGAAGAUCGCUGACAGCUCGAAAAACAAUCUCCGACAAGCCAUUCGCUCAUUUGAGGCUACUUGGCAGAAAACCAAUAGGCUCAUGGAAGAUCAAGUGAUUCUGACUGGGUGGGAAGACGAUAUUGCAAUGAUCGCCAAGAAAAUAACACAAGAGCAAAGCUCGAAGCAGUUAUACAAGAUCAGGGGGAAACUUCAACUUCUUUCCGAGCAUAAUGUAUCUCCAGAGUUCAUUUUUGAGUUUCUGGUACAAGAACUGAAGAAGCACUUGGAUGAGCAGCUGCAAGACCGGGUCGAUUGCUUGUUCAAGGAAUAUAAGGGUGAUGAUGGAAGACAAUUUGAAAGCAACAAGCCAAACUGGCCUCGAAAUCCAAAAGAGGAAGCGAGUAAAAGAUGCAAUAGCUCAAUGAAGCGAAACUUUCAGGAUUUCAUGGGAGUCGAAGGUGAAAGUGUCCCAUGGAUGCAUUUUGCAGCAGAAUUCUCCUUUUCCUCUUCUCCUAUUUUACACAUUCUUGUUUCGUUAUUGUCUCGUUCCAGAAUUCAUUGCCCGAUUCAUGAGCUGCUACAAACAUUCGGUCUCCAACAAGAACGAAAACUCGACUACCUUGCAGUCCAUGGGCUAUUCGCAAACACUUGACCAAUCAUGUUGUUGGGGAGAAGAUCAAAAGAAGAGCUAAGCAUCAAAUAAGUGUGGUCGUAGAUCAUCGCAUAGUAAAGUUAUUUUUCAGUGUAUGUUUGUCGAUGUAUGUUUGUGAGGGUGUAAUAGCUACCCGUAGACGAGUAAGGGGGACCUACUUGUUUUUCUUUACCCUCCUUAUUGAUAAGUCGUCUGAAUAAGAUAAUAUUGUUUGUGAGAACAUUAGUGAAGAUCUAAACUUCAGGGGUUGGUUAUGAUAAGAGAUGAAUAUCUACAGCAAGAACACGAUGCCCAUUGGAUUGCCAAAUACCGGGCUUGACUGGAUUAAUCAGAGCAAAUUGGAUUUAUAGAUACUAAGGUGCACUCCGAAAAAAAGAAUAUGAUGGGCCCGAUCAGGUACCCUCGAGACGCUAGGUUGUUGAAUACAAUUCUCUCAAUUUCUUGAGUUUUAAAAUUUUUAGGGAAAAGUACAAAAACUCUAUUGUGGUUUGAGGUCGGGA
Punica granatum (pomegranate) is the source of this 2663-nucleotide messenger RNA. The record is from RefSeq and is a predicted model, not a curated record. NCBI's taxonomy places the organism in Eukaryota, Viridiplantae, Streptophyta, Magnoliopsida, Myrtales, Lythraceae.